AUGAGACCAAAAAUAGUACCAGGAAUUCAUUUAGAAUAUAAGAAAUUAAUGGAACAGUGUUGGGAUGCUGAUUCAACAAAGAGACCUAAUGCUUGUACAUUAAUAAAAGAAGUACAUAAGUUAUUAAAAUUUCAAAACUAUCAAGAUGAUAGCCAAAAACAAAUAAUUUCCGAUCAACAUAAGCAAUUAAUUGGUGAUUUUAAUAAUUUAAAUAAUGAGAAAAAUGUUAACACAGAAUCAAGUGAAUAUAAAGUAUCUGACAAAUUAGAAAUCAAUUCAAAUUAUGUUAUGCAAGAUGAUCAUAAAAAAGAACAAACAAAAAAGCAUAGUUUGGAUAUAAAUGAUGAUGAUGAUGAAAAGCAAGAUGAAUUAGAAAUUUCUGGUAAUGUAUCUAAAAAAUUAGGACAUCCUAAAAAUUUAUUAUUAAGUAUUACUAUUUUUCAAACUUUUUUUUUAUAUUAUGAAUUAUAUUCAAUUGUUUAA
Messenger RNA from Rhizophagus irregularis DAOM 181602=DAOM 197198, 483 nucleotides. The record is from RefSeq and is a predicted model, not a curated record. Lineage: Eukaryota; Fungi; Glomeromycota; Glomeromycetes; Glomerales; Glomeraceae.